Messenger RNA from Lates calcarifer (barramundi perch), 1986 nucleotides. It is a transcript of the gene gpr184, whose product is annotated as G protein-coupled receptor 184. The transcript is spliced from 2 exons. Gene Ontology annotation, cellular component: membrane. The coding region runs from base 378 to 1409 and encodes 343 amino acids. Gene Ontology annotation, molecular function: G protein-coupled receptor activity. Lineage: Eukaryota; Metazoa; Chordata; Actinopteri; Centropomidae. The record is from RefSeq and is a predicted model, not a curated record. Gene Ontology annotation, biological process: negative regulation of G2/M transition of mitotic cell cycle; G protein-coupled receptor signaling pathway; G1/S transition of mitotic cell cycle.
UUUUUGUACUUCGUCUCACCCCUUCUCCACGCUCCCUGCUGACAUUUCAACUCUGGCUGUCAACGGCAAAUCAUCUCAACCAGAGCGGAGAAAAGCUCCUGCACUGUGUAGUUAUUGUAUUGGCUGAUGAUUAUCUAGAGUAGUAAUCAUUUGAGAGCACCAUGUGGUACUGUAGUGGCUUGGCUGCGUGUCAGCAGCUGUGAAGCGCGUCCUCUGGCCCUCCUGGACUGAACCCUGCUCCAAAUUUGAAACAGCCCUGGAAUGUGGCUGAGACUCUUCACCCAGUGGACAACUUUCUUUCACAAUCAAGACACACCUCUUAGCAAAAACAACAGGUGAAUUUCUAACCAGGGAAGUGACAGAAAACUGAAGGAACAAUGAACGUUUCAGUCACACCGACGACAACCACAAACGCAACAUGUGUUACAAUCGAGAAGAGCGCCAUCAGCGACCUCCUGAUGUCUGUUUACAUCCUGGUUUUUAUUAUUGGUUUGACCUUCAAUGUACUGACUCUGGGCCCCAUAUGGCAACAAAUGCGGCGACAAAACAUUUUGGGCAUCUUCCUGCUCAACCUGUCCUUCUCUGACAUACUUUUCAUCUUCACCAUGCCCCUUUGGAUCAAUUAUUACAACCAGGACCACAAAUGGAAGUUAGGUGUUACCUCCUGCAGUGUAGCAGGCUUCUUCUACUACUCCAACAUGUACAUCAGCAUCUUCCUCCUCUGCUGUAUCUCAGUGGACCGCUGCCUGGUGGUCACGUACCCGCUCCGCUCCAAGACCCACCGUACGUCAAGGUACGCCUGGGUCCAGUGUGCCACUGUUUAUAUCGUAGUGGUGGUGCUGCAUGUCUUGGUGCUGGUCAAUGACAACCUGACAGACGCCCACGAUGGGGAGAACAGCAACGACCGGUGUUAUGAGACGUACCCCAUGCAGCGGCCUGUCGCCUUGUUUAACCUGAUCAGGGUGGGUGUCGGCUUCCUGCUGCCCCUGCUGGUGUUGGCGUUGAGCUAUUGGAGAGUGCUGGCCACCGUGGGCCAGAGUCCCGGCCUGAGCACCCAGGCCAAGAGGAAGGUCCGGCUGCUGUCCUUCGGGGUGAUUGGGAUCUUCUCAUUUUGCUUUGCACCAUAUCACAUUCUCCUGCUCGCUCGCUCGCUAGUCUUCUAUCUCAGCGAGAACACUUCUCCCGAAGGUAGUUAUUGCAAAUUUGAAGAAACAAUGCACUUCUAUUUCUCGUGCACGCUGGCGCUGUCCAGUCUGAACAGUGUGGUGGACCCCGUGCUGUAUGUGCUGGUCAGUAACGGGGUCUGGGAGGAGUUGAAAAUGUGCUGGAAGAGGGCUGGCAGGUCACAGACUGAGGACUGUGCUCUGACUUCAUACAACAGAGCAAAGUUAAAUAAUAAUUUAAUAUGAAACUAAGCUGUAGGUGUGUGGACAAGAGCAUCUGUAUAUUCUAUGCAUGCAUGUGUGUGCAUGUGCAUACAUGUACGUGAUUAUACAUAAUACUGCUUAAAGUCAUGUCUGCAUCUCCAGUGUUAGCACAUAUGUAGCAGGAUCAUGUAGCCAGCAUCCCAUAAUCAACCCUCCACGUAUAGAAUCAGAUAUCCUUUGAGAGAACCAGAUUGCCAUCUUUAUCUAUUUAUUUUUUCUCCAUCAUAUCCUGGACAGUGUAGAGGAGGAGGAUGAAUAACAUGCAUCUCAGAGCUCUGUAAUUGGAUUGUAGUCCCGGGUCCUGCUCUCCCAAGAGUUCUUCAGCUGCAGCCACUUCUGGUUUGUGGAUGGACACCAACAGAGUUGAAGAGCCCUUAUGUUUUCCCUCCAAUCCAUACAAGGAUGCUGUGACUGUGAUUGUGUGACCCUGGUAUAGCUAAAAGUGCAUUAACCACAAAGCAUGCCAUGAAAAGAAUUUAUUAGCAUGACCAUGUGUCCUCGGUGUCUGACUGAAAUGUGUCUAAUGUAAAAACCAAAUAAACCAGUGGUUUCGACCAGC